AUGCUGAGGGAUGCUAAACCUACUGUAGUUGCAGCUGAUGAUGAAGAUGAUGUCGAUGAUGAUGACAUUGAUGACUGGUCUUUGCUGACGCCUCGUCACCGUCUGCUGCUGCUACCGUUUUCUGUGACGGUGUGCGUGCAAGUGUUGCAUCUCAUUGUAUUGAGACAGAAUGGGGGGGGAUGUCCAACAGGUAGUUGUGCCACCACCGCAAUUACUGAUUCUGAUAUUGAUUUCUUUUCUUUUUCUAAACGGCGCAUCUAUGUUUCUUUUCUUACUCACAUUUUUCUAUUUUUUUCUUUCAACACUUUUCUCAUUAUUUUCCCACUUUCGAAUUUCUUUGUCUCUCCCACAUCUUUUCUAUAUUUUACCUUCACCAUCGUUUUCGACAUUUUUGAGUUUCUCCCUCUUCCUCAUUUUCUUUCAUCUUUUUUUCAUUUUUUCAUCAUUUGUUUACAUUUAAUCCUUUGUUUUUCUCCAGCUCUUUCUCUCAAAUAUCUAGUCACAUAUUAUUGCCCCUUCGAUCGAAAUUUUAUCUUUCUGUUUCCUUCUCAUCUAUCUAUCUAUCUAUCUAUCUAUCUAUCUGUCUGUCUAUCUAUCUAUCUAUCUAUCUAUCUAUCUAUCUAUCUAUCUAUCUAUCUAUCUCCAUACACACGCAUGCACACACACACACACAUAUAUAUAUAUAUAUAUAUAUACACAGUGCAUUUUCCAACACCUAAUAUAGGCAAUAAACAUUUGCGUGCUUCGUUGCGCAUGUUUGUAAAGACACAAAAAUAUCAUUCGCAUUUACUUCAUAUUUAUAAAAUAUGUUUUCUGUCUCUGUCCAUGUCUUUUGUCCAUCUUUCUAUCCCCACUCUCUCUCUCUCUCUCUCUCUCUCUUUUUAUCCUUACUCCAAUAUCUAG
This is a messenger RNA of Acanthosepion pharaonis, 903 nucleotides long. The record is from the annotation of a GenBank genome assembly. NCBI's taxonomy places the organism in Eukaryota, Metazoa, Mollusca, Cephalopoda, Sepiida, Sepiidae.